Messenger RNA from Monopterus albus (swamp eel), 735 nucleotides. RefSeq names its product inositol 1,4,5-trisphosphate receptor type 1-like. The transcript has 6 exons. Gene Ontology annotation, biological process: calcium ion transport. NCBI's taxonomy places the organism in Eukaryota, Metazoa, Chordata, Actinopteri, Synbranchiformes, Synbranchidae. The record is from RefSeq and is a predicted model, not a curated record. The coding region runs from base 1 to 735 and encodes 244 amino acids.
AUGAGUGUGGCCACCCCAGCAUUUCUGACCUAUACGGACAGCAACACUGCUCGAUUCUCCUCUCAGGCCAUGCACAGGUGCCCAUCAAAAAAUACCAGGCAGCCAGUCUUUGUGCAGCUGUUACAGGCAGUGUUUAGAGUCUACCACUGUAACUGGCUGAUCCCACUCCAGAAGGGCUGUGUUGAGAACUGUAUCAAGGUGCUGUCUGAUGUCGCCAAAGGCAGAGCAAUAGCCAUCCCUGUGGACCUGGACAACCAGGUAAACAACCUGUUUGUGAAAUCCAUUAACAUUGUCCAGAAGACAGCCAUGUGCUGGAGACUUUCUGUUCGCAAUGCUGCCCGCAGAGACUCUGUGGUGACCGCGUCACGGGACUAUAGGAACAUCAUAGAGAGGCUGCAGGACAUUGUGUCGGCUCUCGAAGACCGUCUGCGUCCGUUGGUCCAGGCCGAGCUGUCAGUUCUGGUGGAUGUGUUGCAUCGGCCCGAGCUGCUCUUUCCUGAAAACACAGACUCGCGCAAGAAGUGUGAGAGCGGAGGCUUCAUAUGCAAGCUGAUCAAACAUACCAAGCAGCUGCUCGAGGAAAACGAGGAGAGGCUGUGCAUCAAAGUUCUGCAGACGCUGCGAGAGAUGAUGACAAAAGACCGGGGUUAUGGAGAGAAGGUAGGAGACGCUGUCAAGCCAGACAUCAUAUACUCAGCUCUCAUAAACACAAUAUGUACGCAUACUGUACAAUGA